This is a messenger RNA of Exophiala aquamarina CBS 119918, 1257 nucleotides long. RefSeq lists its product as uncharacterized. The transcript is spliced from 3 exons. The record is from RefSeq and is a predicted model, not a curated record. Lineage: Eukaryota; Fungi; Ascomycota; Eurotiomycetes; Chaetothyriales; Herpotrichiellaceae. The annotation marks the transcript as partial.
GUCAUGUCGCGCUAUCCUGACGACCCAGACUAUUCCAGUCGCCGCAGAGACACUGGCCACUCUACUCGUAGGGACAAUCGAGAGCGUGAGACCAGAGACCAUCGGACUGAACCUACAAGAGAGAGAAGAGCAAUAGACGACAGAGACUCUCGUAUGACUGAUGCCAUGGACACCCGUAUGGACACCCGAAUGGACACCCGUUUGGAUUCCCGUUUGGACCCCAGGCUGGACAACCGUAUGGACAUCCGGGCAGACCCCAGGGCAAACGCGGCUGUCCGUCUCGACCCUCGACCUGAUCCUCGUCUGAUCGAUGGACGUAGCACUGAUCCUGAAGCUGGUGUUGUCUUAGUCCGGGACCCUACUACCGGAGAGCUCUAUCGCGAAGUGAGGCCCAUUGGCAGAUCUCCCUAUGCUCGUGAUGAUCGUUAUGAUGACGCUCCUCAAAGAAUUCGACCUCAAAUGGAUACUCCUAUGGCUCUGGAUCGUGACCUUGGCAGGCCCAGUCCACAUUACACGGAACAUUUUUGCCCAGGGGAAGGCAUUGAACGAGAAGUCAUCCAGCACGAAAUUUGCAAAUACCUUGGUCAGGAUGCCACUUGUCGCCCAGGUCGUAAUGAACAAGGACGAGCUGGGUUCUGGGUCAAGGCCUAUCGCCCCUUCACGACGGCAAUGGAGCAAUCUUUGCGUGAGGAUACGAUCAAAUGGCAACGUGAGCGAGAAAGAAGGACCCGCCAGGGCCGUUCGCAAGGUACGCCCGUGAGCGACAGCCAAACAACUCGAUCUAAGGAUCGUGUAGGUUCAUAUGCCGAGAUGCAAGCGCGCCAGGACAGAGAGCGCCGAUAUCCAGGAGACAUGGACCUUGAUGAUGAUUAUGACCGUCCGCCACCAAGGCAUCGGGAUAUUGACCCACGGAUGGUUCCCAAUGCUCGCCCUCCUAUCCCUGUCACUUCUGCAUAUGCUCCGGAUCCAGGCUAUUCCGCUGCAUAUUCAAUAACAUCAAGUCAACCAGGCUAUCCACCCAUUUCCCAGCCAGGAGGCUAUUACCCCUCGGAACGAGAACCUAGGACGUUUCCUGGCAAUUCUACGCCCCCAUCGAUAAGUCGAACCACACAAGGAGGUUACAUUCCACCCCCGUAUACUACAUCAAGAUCAGCACCACCUGUCUCUGCAUCAAUACCGGCCAAUUAUCCGGACAGAAGAGGAGAAAUACUGGGCGCUUACCCCCCAGGCUAUCCUGACUCCUCUCGUAGGCAUGGC